AUGUCCAAGGCCGCACAACCCGAGCUCAAAAAGUACAUGGACAAGCGCUUGUUCCUCAACCUGCAGGGCAACCGCAAGCUCUCCGGCGUCCUGCGCGGCUUCGACAUCUUCCUCAACCUCGUCCUCGACGAGGCCCAGGAGGAGAGUCUCGACGGCGGCGAGAAGCGCAAGAUGGGCCUCGUCGUCAUCCGCGGGAACUCCGUCUCGUCCAUCGAGACCCUCGAGGCCGUCCGCUGA
Messenger RNA from Puccinia triticina, 237 nucleotides. RefSeq lists its product as uncharacterized. The record is from RefSeq and is a predicted model, not a curated record. The transcript is spliced from 3 exons. Gene Ontology annotation, biological process: spliceosomal snRNP assembly; mRNA splicing, via spliceosome. Lineage: Eukaryota; Fungi; Basidiomycota; Pucciniomycetes; Pucciniales; Pucciniaceae. Gene Ontology annotation, molecular function: RNA binding. Gene Ontology annotation, cellular component: U2 snRNP; U2-type prespliceosome; U1 snRNP. Bases 1 to 237 code for a protein of 78 amino acids.